This is a messenger RNA of Rhodofomes roseus, 1893 nucleotides long. Its product is annotated as sulfite oxidase mitochondrial precursor. The record is from RefSeq and is a predicted model, not a curated record. Bases 201 to 1757 code for a protein of 518 amino acids. The transcript has 13 exons. NCBI's taxonomy places the organism in Eukaryota, Fungi, Basidiomycota, Agaricomycetes, Polyporales, Fomitopsidaceae. Gene Ontology annotation, molecular function: oxidoreductase activity; molybdenum ion binding. Gene Ontology annotation, cellular component: mitochondrion.
UCACCCACGACCCAUGAGGCCCGUAAUCCGACUUCGUCUUCGGAUGCAAAGUGGAGGCUUCGAUGGUAUUAAUAUGCAUUGGAACGCACAACGCCAUGUGUGAUAGCAUUUCUGUGAACUUAAAGUCCUAGCGGCAGGGCACCCUGGUCUUCCCGCGUAUCUCCCGCUGAUUGUAUAUCUUGACCUCGAACAAACGGGCGAUGGCCGCUGCUACUACCUUCGAGGGUGUGCCGCUGAGCCAGCUCUUCCCUGAGGAGAAGCUGCGAUGGAGGGGAUACAUUGAAUGGGAGGACAACCCCGCCCGCAAAGAGAUCGCAAAGCGCAUUCUCGCAACCAAGGAGUUCACGCCUAGCCCAGAAUUCCAACUCGAGCCGCUCCCGAAGACAAACCCCGUCCUGAUCGGGUACCGCUGGAAAGAGUACCAUGAAGCCCUCGGCCUCAAGCGAAUCGUGGACUUCAGCUGGGAGACCGUCCAGAAGGAAAAGCCGGACAUGAUCCACUUGCUUGACUUUCCCUAUAACGGCGAAACACCCAGCAAGGCGCUCAUGGAGGGCAAGCUCACAGAUAACAAGUACCAUUUUGUUAGGAACCACGGUGGUGUCCCCGACAUCGACGAAGACGCGUUCGAGCUUGAGAUCGGCGGGCUCGUCAACACGCCUGUGAAGCUGACAAUGAAGGAGCUCAAGGACGCAUCGCGCUUCCCGCAGAAAGAAGUGACUGUCACCCUCCAAUGUAGCGGUACCCGCCGCAUCGAGCAGAUUCAGGAGUACCCUGGCGACGGCGACGAACUCAUCAAUGCUCCAUGGGGCGAGGGUGCGAUCGGAACGGCCGUUUAUCGUGGCGUACCGCUGAAGAAGGUGCUUAAGCACGCAUGCGGCGGGCUCAAGCCCGAGGCGAGGCACCUCGAAUUCAUAGGAGCCGAUACCUACUUCAAGAAGGGCCACGUCUUCAAUUACGCCGUCUCCGCGCCCUGGCGCAAAGUGCGCAACCAGGGCGGCGAAGAAGUUCUGCUCGCCUGGGAGAUGAACGGCAAGCCCCUCCCCAAGAUCCACGGGUUCCCGCUGCGCGUGAUCGUGACGGGCAUGAUCGGCGCGCGCAGCACAAAAUGGCUGUAUAAGAUCAACGCGCUCGCGGAGCCGAGCCUCGCCCCUGUGCAGAGCCAGGAGUACCUCUACUACACCAGUCAGAUCGGCAAGCAGAACGUCAAGUACUCGAACGGGUUCAGUAUCCAGAACAUGCCUGUCUCGAGCGCAAUCAUCUUCCCGAAGGACAAGGAAGUGAUCAUACAUGAUGGCCAUAUCGAGCUGUCGGGGUGGGCGUACAGUGGAGGUGGCAACUGGCCGGAACGAGUUGAAGUCUCGCCUGACGGUGGGCAUGUCUGGUACCAAGUCGACCAAGCCGACAUGACCGAGAAGCAUUACCACGCCUGGCGCAUCUGGAAGAUCUCCGUGCCCGUCGACGCAGAGGGCUGGAUCGAGUUCUGCGCCCGCACCUGGGACUCGUCGAACAACACCGAACCGACCUUCGUACGCUCUGCCUGGAACUGGGACCUUCACGUCACAUCCUCCUGCCACCGCAUCAAGCUCUACAGCAUGAACCGUACCAGACCCGAGACGAAGGCCAGACUCGAGCUCUACGCCUCGCGCGGCGAGAGCAUAACGCCCAUCACAAAGCCGACCGAGUACGGCUUGGAGGACAUGGACGAGUACCUCGCGAAGAUGCGCGCGUUCCCCAGGGAGCCGAAGACCGACUACUGAAUGUGGGGUCAUGGCGGCAGCGGGUUGAUGAACGGCGAAUCUGCGAUGUCAGUCCGAGGGACACAGUAGUAUGUGGUGCAUCCGAUCCAUUCUUGUCUGUCUAGAGCGUAUCUGUAUAUUACCACGGAUGUGUAUG